Indicator indicator is the source of this 3123-nucleotide messenger RNA. It is a transcript of the gene LLGL2, whose product is annotated as LLGL scribble cell polarity complex component 2. The transcript is spliced from 25 exons. Gene Ontology annotation, molecular function: GTPase activator activity; myosin II binding. The record is from RefSeq and is a predicted model, not a curated record. The coding region runs from base 1 to 3123 and encodes 1040 amino acids. NCBI's taxonomy places the organism in Eukaryota, Metazoa, Chordata, Aves, Piciformes, Indicatoridae. Gene Ontology annotation, biological process: cortical actin cytoskeleton organization; regulation of Notch signaling pathway; regulation of protein secretion. Gene Ontology annotation, cellular component: plasma membrane; cytoplasm; cortical actin cytoskeleton.
AUGAGAAGGUUCUUAAGACCCGGACAUGAUCCAGUGAGAGAGAGGCUCAAACGUGACCUUUUCCAGUUUAACAAGACUGUGGAACAUGGAUUUCCCCAUCAGCCCAGUGCACUGGGCUACAGCCCAUUCCUCCGCCUUAUGGCCAUUGGAACACGAUCAGGAGCCAUCAAGCUAUAUGGUGCUCCUGGGGUGGAGUUCAUGGGUUUACAUGAAGAAAACAAUACUGUAAUGCAGAUUCACUUUAUACCUGAUCAGUGCCAGCUGGUGACAUUACUAGAUGAUAACAGCUUGCAUCUCUGGAGCCUGAAGCAGCACAGUGGAGCAUCUGAGCUGCGGGAGGAGCACCACUUCACCUUGAAAGGGCCACCUGGGUCUCCACCAAGUGCCACCCAGAUAACAGCUGUCCUUCCCCACUCCUCAAGGGAAGUCCUGUAUCUUGGCACAGAGAGUGGCAACAUCUUUGUGGUGGAGCUUCCGUCGUUCAAAGUGCUGGAGGACAGGACCAUAACCUCUGAGGCUGUGCUGCAGCGGGUACCAGAGGAUUCCUGUACCAGGCGAUCGUGUGAGCUGGUGGAAGCUCUUCGGGAGCAUCCCAAGAACCCUGACCAGAUCCUGAUUGGAUACAGCAGGGGCUUGAUUGUCCUCUGGGACCUGCAGAAUAACAAAGCAACACACCAUUUCCUGGGCAGCCAGCAACUGGAGAACCUCUACUGGCAGAGGGAUGGCAGUAAAUUCAUUAGUUGUCACUAUGAUGGAAGUUACACCCAGUGGCCAGUAUCCAGUGACAACAGGCAGCCUGAGCCUCUGGAAAACCUUGUGCCUUAUGGUCCAUUUCCUUGCAAGGCCAUCUCCAAGAUCUACUGGCAGACAACCAAAAAUGGGCUUCCUUACAUCAUAUUCCAAGGAGGGAUGCCCCGGGCUAGCUAUGGUGACAGGCACAGCAUCUCUGUGGUCCAUGGCAGUCAGCAAACAGCCUUUGACUUCACAUCCCGGGUGAUAGACUUCUUUAUCAUCUUCAGUUCAGAGCCUACUGCAGAGUUUGAUGACCCUUCUGCUAUGGUUGUGCUGGCAGAAGAGGAGCUGGUGGUCAUAGACUUGAAAACUGCAGGCUGGCCAGCAGUCCAUCCUCCCUACCUGGCUUCCCUCCAUUGCUCAGCCAUCACCUGCUCACACCACGUCUCCAACAUCCCACUGAAGCUGUGGGAGAGGAUUAUCAGUGCUGGGAGCAAGCAGAACGUUCACUACUCCACUAUGCCGUGGCCGAUUGAUGGUGGCACCAACAUAGCUCCGGAUCCUCCGCAGAGGGACUUGCUGCUAACAGGGCAUGAAGAUGGCACUGUGAGGUUUUGGGAUGCAUCUGGUGUCUGCUUACACCUCCUCUAUAAGCUAAGCACAGUGAGGGUGUUUCUCACUGAUGCUGACCCCAAUGACAACAUGAACACGCUGGGUGAGGACGAAUGGCCUCCGCUUCGCAAGGUUGGUACCUUUGACCCUUACAGUGAUGAUCCAAGACUUGGGAUCCAGAAGAUCUACCUGUGUAAAUACAGUGGAUACUUGGCUGUAGCUGGUACAGCAGGACAGGUACUGGUGAUGGAACUGAAUGACGAAGAUGCAGAGCAUGUUGUGGACCAUGCUGAAGCAGAUCUCCUGCAGGACCAAGAGGGCUAUCGGUGGAAAGGUCAUGAGAAACUAAGAACUCGAGAUGGAGCUGUUCGAUUUGAAGCUGGCUUUCAGCCCUUUGUCCUUGUCCAAUGCCAGCCACCAGCUGUGGUCACCUCCCUGGCCCUUCACUCUGAAUGGAAGCUUGUGGCCUUUGGUACCAGUCAUGGGUUUGGGCUUUUUGACCACCAGCAGAAACGACUGGUCUUUGUCAAGUGUACACUGCAUCCCAGUGACCAGCUGGCCUUAGAAGGGCCACUGUCUCGAGUGAAAUCCUUGAAGAAGUCCCUCCGGCAGUCGUUCAGGCGGAUCAGAAGGAGCAGGGUGUCCAGUAGGAAGCGCCGAGGAGGUAGUGGAAAUGCCUCAGAGGUGCAAGAAGCAAAUGCCAAGUUUGACCAGGAUGCACUGCAGGAGAUGGAGCUGGCUCCGGUUCAGCGGAAGAUCGAAGCUCGCUCUGCAGAAGACUCUUUCACUGGCUUCGUGCGAACCUUGUAUUUUGCUGAUACCUUCUUGAGAGACAGCUCCCGCCACUGCCCAUCCCUGUGGGCAGGCACCAAUGGAGGUACAGUCUACGCCUUCUGUUUGCGUGUUCCCCCAGCAGAGAGGAGGAUGGAUGAACCUGUCAGGGCAGAGCAGGCCAAAGAGAUUCAGCUGAUGCACAGAGCUCCUGUUGUGGGUAUACUUGUCUUGGAUGGACGCAGCACUCCCCUCCCAGAGCCUCUAGAAGUAGCACAUGAUCUUUCUAAGAGUCCUGAUAUGCAAGGCAGCCACCAGCUGUUGGUGGUAUCUGAGGAGCAAUUUAAGGUAUUCACAUUACCCAAGGUUAGCUCCAAACUGAAGCUCAAGCUGACUGCCCUGGAAGGCUGUAGGGUACGAAAGGUGACAGUUGCAAACUUUGGCAGCUGCAAGACUGAUGAUUACAGUGAGAAUGACCUGGCUGUCCUGACCAACCUGGGAGACAUUCAGAUCAUCUCACUGCCCUUCCUCAAGUUACAAAUCCGCUACCCAUGCAUCCGCAAAGAGGAUGUGAGUGGCAUCGCCUCCUGUGUCUUCACCAAGUAUGGCCAAGGUUUCUACCUGAUCUCACCAUCUGAGUUUGAGAGGUUUUCCCUUUCAACCAAAUGGUUGGUGGAGCCCCGGUGCAUUGUGGACACGCCAGAAGUUACAAGCAACAAUCAUGUGCACAACAAGCCUGGUGUGGAGAAUGCUGCAAGAAAAUCCAGGGCACCAGGAAGGAGUUCAGGUGACUCUGGAGAAGAUGAGAGGAAGUCUGGGAGGCUGAUGGAACAUGCCUUGCUUAAUGAUGAAAAAGUCCUGAAGGAGAUCCAGAGUACUCUGGAGGGGGGCAGAGGCAGGAGAGAUCACAUUCCCACAUCCCAAAGGAACAGGACUCUGAGUAUUCGCCUACAGGAGCUAUGCAGAAAGAAAUUCGGCAAGAAAUCCCUUAGGACACGGACUAAGUAA